This is a messenger RNA of Gracilinanus agilis (Agile Gracile Mouse Opossum), 832 nucleotides long. Its product is annotated as SWI/SNF-related matrix-associated actin-dependent regulator of chromatin subfamily E member 1-related-like. Gene Ontology annotation, biological process: regulation of gene expression. Gene Ontology annotation, cellular component: nucleus. The record is from RefSeq and is a predicted model, not a curated record. NCBI's taxonomy places the organism in Eukaryota, Metazoa, Chordata, Mammalia, Didelphimorphia, Didelphidae. The annotation marks the transcript as partial. The transcript has 6 exons.
UUCUAAAGAAAUAGAAACUGAGGCGGCUAAACCCCAUUCUUCCUGUGGGGGGCGGGGUGCGAAAAGGGAGGCAGGUAGCUCAGCCAGUCUCUGGGGCAGCGUCUCCCACCCACACCUCUACCCCAUCCCACCCGGGGUGGGCUUUAUUGUCUUUCAGGUUCAGAGAGGUGCCCCCCACCCCACCCCCUGCGGCGGCAGCGACGGGAAAGGGCUGUGGUCAUGUCCCAGAGUCCCAAGCAGCUAGUCCCAGGCCUCUUGCCAAGCAACGGAAAGGUCCCAGGACAGCAGCAGCAGCCAGGGAGCUUUGCAGGGCUGGCUCCUGUGAAGCAGGAGAAGGUAGAUGGCCCUCGAGCCAGUGGCAUGGAGAAAGGGCCCUCGGAAGAGGAGCCAGUGAAGAAGAGAGGUUGGCCCAAGGGCAAAAAGAGGAAGAAGAUUCUUCCAAAUGGGCCAAAGGCACCUGUCACAGGUUAUGUUCGCUUUUUGAAUGAACGGCGGGAGCAGAUUCGCACCCUGCACCCAGACCUGCCCUUCCCUGAGAUCACUAAGAUGUUGGGUGCUGAAUGGAGCAAGCUACAACCCACAGACAAGCAGCGCUACCUUGAUGAGGCUGAGAGGGAGAAACAGCAGUACAUGAAGGAGCUGCGAGAAUACCAGCAGUCUGAGGCAUACAAGAUGUGCGCAGAGAAACUCCAGGAGAAGAAAGCCAAGAAAGAGGACCCAGGUGCCUCUGCCAUGAACACGCUCCUGAACGGACACAAGGGCGGGGACUUUGACGGCUUCUCCACCUUCGAUGUCCCCAUCUUCACGGAGGAGUUCUUGGACCAGAACAAAG